UUUACAUAUCAUACACUAAAAAAUGAAUUCCAAAUAACAUUAUAAUACUCAUAAAUUGACACUGACAAAGCCAAGUAAGAAAUCAUAAUUUUAUUCUGAUGAUGGAGAAAGCACAACACCUCAUUCAAUAAAUUCUGUAAAACAUAAAUAAGAGUUUUAAACUGACGAUUCUGAUUGUGGUACACCAAUAACUCCUUCAGCUAAGUCUCCUUAGAAACCACAACAAUCAAAAUUCAAACCAAAACCAUCCACAAUUUAAUAACUUUUUACUAAUACAGCUAAAAAUGUGUUGUCAAAUAAGUAGAAUCAUUCUGAUGCUGAAUUAAAAACUUCAAAACAAUAUGAAGUUUCUGUGAAAAAUCAUCCAUUUAGACAUCUAAUAUUUGGUGAAUCAGUUUCAGAAACUACACUAAAAAAACAUCUUUUAUUAACUUAAAGAGGUUUGAUAUAUGCAACCAAAUGUUUAAAAGGACCGAGUGAUUAAUUUAUAAAAUCUCGUCAAAUAGAUGUUCCAAAAGAAGAAAAUAAAUAAAAAAUACUUCUGUUAGAUUUAGAUGAAACCCUAAUUCAUUGUUGUAGUAGUAAAGAGUAAGCUUAAGUUAACAUUAAUUAAAUAAGUUUUAAUGUAAGACCAUAUACAAAUUACUUUUUAAAUAAAUUAUCGGAAAUUUAUUCAAUUUUUAUUUUCACAGCUUCUUCGCCUUCAUAUGCAAGUACUAUUGUAGAUUAUUUGGAUCCAGAAUAAAAUAAAAUAAUUGGAAUAUUUUCAAGAAAUCAUUGUAUGGAAACAAAAAAUGGAUUUUUUAUUAAAGAUUUAAGAACUCUAAAAGAUAUAGAUUUAAGUUCUGCCAUAAUAGUGGAUAAUUUGGCUCAUUCGUUUGGUUUAUAAAUUGAUAAUGGAAUACCAAUAUUGGAAUGGAAUUCUGAUGAGAAAGAUGAAGAAUUGAAAUUUUUAACAGAGUAUUUAAUAAAAGCCAAUUAAGUUGAGGAUGUAAGGAUAUAUAAUCGAGAGAACCUUCGUUUAAGAGAAUUAAUCAACUACUAAUUAUGA
Messenger RNA from Paramecium sonneborni, 1051 nucleotides. The record is from the annotation of a GenBank genome assembly. Lineage: Eukaryota; Ciliophora; Oligohymenophorea; Peniculida; Parameciidae.